Messenger RNA from Tetrahymena thermophila SB210, 1302 nucleotides. RefSeq names its product tyrosyl-tRNA synthetase protein. Gene Ontology annotation, molecular function: ATP binding; tyrosine-tRNA ligase activity. NCBI's taxonomy places the organism in Eukaryota, Ciliophora, Oligohymenophorea, Hymenostomatida, Tetrahymenidae. The transcript is spliced from 6 exons. Gene Ontology annotation, biological process: tRNA aminoacylation for protein translation. The record is from RefSeq and is a predicted model, not a curated record.
AUGGAUACAAAAAUCAACUACUUGACUGGUGGAUUGCAAUUUAAGCUUCAUGACGAUAUCGAAGAAGAAGUAGUUUAGCUUAAAUAAAAUCUUUAAAGAAUGUAUAAACCAAUAGCACCCUCCGUAGAUUUAAAUGCUGCUUUUGACCCUUAACCCAGCAAGUUAUCUUUGAAACAAAGAUUCUAACUCAUUAAGAGUUUUGCUGAAGAAAUAAUUCAAGAAAAUGAACUCGUAAAGUUAUUAUCUACAAAGCAAUUCCCUAUUUGCUAUGAUGGAUUCGAACCAUCAGGUAGAAUGCACAUAGCAUAAGGUAUUAUGAGAGCAAUCAAUGUAAAUAAGCUUGUCGAUGCAGGCUGUAUUUUCAUUUUUUGGGUUGCUGACUGGUUCGCUUUACUUAACAAUAAAAUGGAUGGUGAUUUAGAUAAGAUUAGAACAGUUGGUCGUUAUUUUAUUGAAACUUGGAAAGCUGCAGGAAUGAAAAUGCACAAUGUUAAAUUUUUAUGGUGUUCUGACGAAAUCAAUAAGAAGUCAAACGAUUACUGGCUUCAAGUCAUAGAUGUUGCUAGAAAGUUUAAUAUCACAAGAAUGAAAAAAUGUUCUUAAAUUAUGGGAAGAGCCGAAAGUGAUGAAUUAGCUGUCUCCUAAUUGUUAUAUCCUGCUAUGUAAUGCACAGAUAUCUUCCACUUAAAGGCUGACAUUUGCUCUUUGGGUUUAGAUUAACGUAAAGUUAAUAUGCUUGCAAGAGACUAUGUUGCCAAGCCUGAUAAUAACUACAAACUUCACACUCCUGUUAUUGUUUCUCAUCAUAUGCUUAGUGGUUUAAAAGAAGGAUAAGCUAAAAUGAGUAAAAGUGAUCCUAUGAGUGCAAUUUUCAUGGAAGAUACUGAGGAAGAUGUCAACAAAAAGAUCGAUGGUGCUUACUGCAAGCCCAAGGAAGUUUACUAAGAAGAUGGUAAAACUUUUGUUAAUCCUAUUAUGGAUUACACUAAAAGCAUUGUAUUUGGUGCUUUCAAUAAAAUUGAACUUAUCCGUAAACCCGAAAACGGUGGCAACAUUACCUACAACACUUACGAAUAACUUGAACAAGAUUACAUUGAAGGAAAGGUACAUCCUGGAGAUUUGAAGGCUGCUGUUAAAAUUGCCCUUAACAAAUUAAUCCAACCUGUUCGUGAUCAUUUCUAGAAUGACCCUGUUGCUAAGCAACUAUUAUCUCAAAUUAAAUUAUGGCAAUAGUAGAAAUUACAAAAAGAAUAAUAGUUGUUGUUGCAAUAAUAAAAAGAAGCAGCUGCACAAGCUUAAUGA